This is a messenger RNA of Colletotrichum phormii, 775 nucleotides long. RefSeq lists its product as uncharacterized. The transcript has 2 exons. NCBI's taxonomy places the organism in Eukaryota, Fungi, Ascomycota, Sordariomycetes, Glomerellales, Glomerellaceae. The coding region runs from base 193 to 669 and encodes 158 amino acids. The record is from RefSeq and is a predicted model, not a curated record.
CAGCGCCAUAGGUGGACUUGUAUAUAGGCCGUGAACGUCGCUUUCUUCCUCUCCAUUCUGUCUUGCUCUCACCAACCCACUUUGUCACUCUUUCACAAGCCUGCAUACCACUUUGACUGUCUAAGUCUGUCCACUCUUUCUAACACGAAUAAUCACCUAUAAUCUCUUACAUAAUCACCUCCAACCGUCAAAAUGCAGUUCUCCAUCUUCACAGUUAUUGCCGCUGCUGCCAGCUUUGCUGCUGCCCUUCCCACGGCCACCUCCGCUGCCGCUGCUCCCUCCGCUACCUGCGGUAAGCUUGGCAACUUCCACAAGACCACCGUCAAGGCCGGCCAGACCUUGACCAUCAUCGCCAAGCGUUACAACUCCGGUAUCUGCGACAUCGCGUGGCAGAACAAGCUCGCCGACCCCAACGUCAUCUACGCUGGCCAGGUCCUCCUCGUCCCCGUCGACGUCUGCGUGCCCGACAAUACCUCCUGCAUCAAGCCUGCCGGCACCGCUACCUGCGUCACCGGCGGCCCUGCCACCUACACCAUCAAGUCCGGUGACACCUUCUUCGUUGUCGCCCAGAGGCUCGGCAUCACCACCGACUCUCUGACCGGUGCCAAUCCCGGUGUCGUGCCUGAGAGCCUCCAGGUCGGCCAGGUCAUCAACGUUCCCGUUUGCUAAAUUCUCCAUGAGCUUUUGACAAGGAACUCACGAACGUCAUGUUCCCCUAAGAAGUAGGCAUUAGUGAGAUUAGAUAACAUGAAAACAGACGAAGCGUUUCCUGGCA